This is a messenger RNA of Candoia aspera, 3366 nucleotides long. RefSeq names its product Janus kinase 3 (gene JAK3). Gene Ontology annotation, cellular component: cytoskeleton; cytosol; membrane. Gene Ontology annotation, molecular function: non-membrane spanning protein tyrosine kinase activity; ATP binding; growth hormone receptor binding. The record is from RefSeq and is a predicted model, not a curated record. The transcript has 23 exons. Gene Ontology annotation, biological process: growth hormone receptor signaling pathway via JAK-STAT; protein phosphorylation; cell differentiation. Bases 7 to 3366 code for a protein of 1119 amino acids. NCBI's taxonomy places the organism in Eukaryota, Metazoa, Chordata, Lepidosauria, Squamata, Candoiidae.
UGAGCCAUGCUUCCCAUCAGCAGAGAAAGCCCCUUAAUGGGGGAUCAAACCCACGGCCACCUCCCCACCAGGCUUUCGGGGGUCCUCCAGGUUCACCUUUACCACCAUCCAAGCUCUCCUCGGAUGGCCCCCGACGCUGCUGGCACCUUGAACUUCACCCCUGGGGAAUACACCGCCGAAGAAGUGUGUGUGGCAGCUGCCAAGGCAUCUGGGAUCCUUCCGGCCUGCCACACCCUCUUCGCCCUGGCUGCAGAGGACCUCUCAUGCUGGUUUGCCCCCAGCCACGUCUUCCUGGUGGACGAGGGGUUCAGCCAAGUGGUGCUUUAUAGGAUCAGGUUCUUCUUCUCCGACUGGUUUGGACCCAGGAAAUCCCACCGCCUUGGGCUGAUGAAUGAGCAAGCCAGCCCCAUCCUCGACUACCCCACCGUGGAUUACCUCUUUGCCCAGUCCCGCAGCGACUUCCUCGGGCGACGGAUGGCCGUGCCCCUGACGCUGGAGACCCAGGAGGCCUGCCUGGGCCUGGCCGUGCUGGACCUGCUCUGGAUCGCCAAGGAGCGGAAGCAGAGCCCGGGGGACCUGUCCCGGGCCCUCAGCUACAAGUCGUGCCUGCCAGAGGAGCUGCGGUGCCAACUUCGGGCACAAAACUUUGUCACCCGGAAGCGCGUCCGGCGCCAGUUUGCCCGCUCCCUGCGCCAGGUCAGCCGCCUCCCAGCCGAAGUCAGCUUCCUUAAGCUGAAGUACCUCAUUGAGCUGGAGGGCCUGGGGGUGGUCCCUGCGGAGGAGGCCUUCCUGGCCUGGUUCCCUGGACAGACAGCCGCUGAGGGCGCACGGUGGAUCUGGGUCUCGGCAGAGAAGGGAAUCCUGUGGAGCCGCAGCCGGGCCGAGGCCCCCCACCCUUUCUGUGACUUCUGCGAGAUGGCUGACAUCACCAUCAAGCAGGCCACCCACGACGGGCUCCCCAUCGAGAACCGCAUCAUCACCAUCACUAAGACCGACUGCCGGGCCCUGGAGGCGGAGUUCCCCCACCUGAGGGCGGCCCUGUCUUUCGUCUCCCUGCUGGACGGCUAUUACCGGCUGCUGGUCGACUCCCAGCAUUAUUUCUGCAAGGAGGUGGCUCCCCCGAGGCUGCUAGAGGACCGGGAGGCCCAAUGCCACGGCCCCAUCACGUCGGAAUUUGCAGCAAACAAGCUGAAAACGCUCGGCUCUGGCCGGGGAGCCUACCUCCUUCGACGCAGCCUGGUCGAUUUCAACAGCUACCUGCUCACCGUCUGCCUAGAGAUGCAAAUGAGAACGGAGCCCAAAAGCCUGCUGAUCCAGAGGAAUGAUGAUGGGACCUUCUCUCCCGCCGGCAUCCCCAAGAAAUUCUACAGCCUCCAGGAGCUGCUGGGGCUGUACCGGCGCUCCAGCCUCCAGGCUGAAGGGGCGGCCAUCCAGCUGGGCACACACUGCCCACCACAGCCUAAAGAGAAAUCCAACCUGCUGAUUGUACGAGGGGGCAGCCGCCACCAGCUCCCCACAUCUCCCUCUGUCCUGCGCCGGGCUGUCAACCAGAUCAUGUUCCACAAAAUCCAGGCCAAGGACCUGGUGCAGGGUGAAAACGUGGGCCAGGGGACCUUCACCAGGAUCUACCGGGGCUUCAAGCAGGACACCCAGAAGGAGGCAGGCGAUGGGGACCCCAGGGAGGUGCCGGCCACCGAGGUGAUACUGAAAGUCCUGGACAGCAGCCACGGCCACCUGGCCGAGGCAUUCCUCGAGGCGGCCAGCCUAAUCGGCCAGCUGACCCACAAGCACCUGGUCCUGCUGCACGGCAUCUGUGUGGGGGCAGAAAGCAUCAUGGUGCAGGAACACGUGCAUCUCGGGGCCCUGGACACCUACCUGCAGCGGAAGCAGCGCUCCGGCCCACCGUCGCCCAGGUGGAAGCUGCAGGUGGCCAAGCAGGUGGCCUACGCCCUCAACUUCCUGGAGGACCGGAAGAUUCCUCACGGCAACGUGUCUGCCAGGAAGGUGCUCCUGGCCCGGGAGGGCGACGAGACGGCUGGACACCCUCCGUUUAUCAAGCUCAGCGACCCAGGACUCAGCACUGCGGCCCUUUCGAAAGAGGGGUUAAUGGACCGAAUUCCCUGGGUGGCACCCGAAUGCUUGGAGGACCCCAAGAAGCUGGCAGUGGAGUCUGACCGGUGGGGUUUUGGCGCUACCUUGUGGGAGAUCUUCAACGGCGGACACGUUCCUGUCUGUGGGAUGGAGCCCCACGCGAAGGUCCGGUUCUACCAGGAGCACCGCCAGCUGCCCACCCUCAAGUGGAUGGAGCUGGCAGGCCUGGUGGCCCAGUGCAUGGACUACUGCCCCUGUCAGCGCCCCAUCUUCCGCGCCAUCAUCCGCGACCUCAAUGGCUUCAUCACUUCCGAUUACGAGCUCCUGACGGAUCUCCCGCUGGCCAGCAGCAGCUCCGGGGGAGGCAGAGAUGACUUCGCGUGCCAGGACCCCACCCUCUUUGAGGACCGGCACCUCAAAUAUAUCUCAGUGCUAGGCAAAGGGAACUUUGGGAGCGUGGAGCUGUGCCGGUAUGACCCCCUGGGGGACAGUACUGGGGAGCUGGUGGCGGUCAAGCGGCUGCAGCAGACCUCACCCAGGCAGCAGCAGGACUUCAAGCGGGAAAUCGCCAUCCUGCGCUCCCUGGCCCAUGACUUCAUCAUUGCCUACCGUGGCGUGGCCUGCAGUCGAGGUCGGAACAGUCUCCGGCUGGUUAUGGAAUACUUACCCAACGGCUGCCUGCGGAACUACCUGCAGAAGAACCAGGAGCGGCUGGACCUCAAGAAACUGUUGCUCUAUGCCUGGCAGGUGUGCAAGGGCAUGGAUUACCUUGGUUCUCGGCGCUACAUCCACAGAGAUCUGGCCACCCGGAACAUCUUAGUGGAAAAUGAAAACCGGGUCAAGAUUGGUGACUUUGGCCUGGCCAAAAUCCUGCCCCAGGGCAAGGAGUAUUACGUGGUGCAGGAGCCCGGACAGAGCCCCAUCUUCUGGUACGCCCCCGAAUCCCUGGCCGACAGCAUCUUCUCUCAAGAGUCGGACGUCUGGAGCUUCGGCGUCGUCCUCUACGAGCUUGUCACCUACGGUAGUGCGAGCCACAGCCCUUCAGAGGAGUUCCUCCGCAUGAUGGGUCACAGGAAACCUGCCCUGAUUGUGUGCCGCCUCCUGGAGCUGCUGAAGGAGCAGAAACGCCUUCCACCUCCCACCGGCUGCCCCUCGGAGAUUCUGGCCGUGAUGCAGGCCUGUUGGUCCUUCCUGCCAAGCCAGCGGCCCCGAUUCUGCACGCUGACCGCCCAGAUCGAAGCCCUGCGGCACGGCCACUGCAAGGCCCAAGGCUAG